AUCACGCUUUUCCAUCCAACAUCCAACAAUCGCACACACUCUUACGAGGCAGUCCACGCAAACGAAAUCCGUCGAGUGAACACACAUUCGCCAUCACAUGAUAGAGGAGAGCGGUGCAGUAAAGGGAUGCUUGGUAGCCCACCAAAGCCCCCUAGGCUGUGGCCGGAACCUCCUCCUGCUCAUUCAAACGGACUCGAUAGAUUCCUGUACUCGGUGAAUGGCGACAGGAAGCCGAGAGUAGCGCACAUUCAGCAGCCGACCAUCUAUCCUCACCACAAAGUCGAAGAGCAAGUUUUUACAAGAGGAUACACCCGAAGCGUGUCUCAGGUCCAUCAGGUCAUUACCGAAGAGUCCAAGAUAUCUCGGAAGGAUACUUGCCCCUGCAAACCGAUUCCAGGAUGGUGUGGGAAGGGGAUGAAAGAAGGCGGCUGUUCGAGAACUACCCCGAGGAGUCUUAUAAAAUCAGAACCAGCGGCAACGCCUUGUCAAGUUCAAGAGGUUACAACAAGCUCUAAGACGGAUAUUACAGGGAAUAACAGUGGUGGUAUCCCCGUGGGGAUAGCCAUUGCAAGACAGCGAGUUCAGCAAAAUACUCCUUCACCAUUAACGGUUGUGACAUGCCAGGACAGGACAACUACCCAAGUGCCAUCAUGGCCUUUAGCACCAUCACACUGGCAAUUUGCUCCAACUGGAAAUGGCAUGGAUCAAAGCAUGCCUAUUCAGCAGCUUGUUGUGAGGGACCCGGUGAGUGGGCAACUCAUGCUUUUGCAAGGUCCAGGAUUAGAAGGAGGAAUGCAGAGGGCAGUGGUAUGGCCGGGGAAUAACGUUGCACCUCCAAUGCAGGUAAUGCAAGCACCUCCUCAGCCGCAGCCUGUUCUUCUUUCAGAUAGGCUUGUUACACUUGCUCCUCAGCAGCAAAUUUCAGAUAAAAGGAGGCAGAUUCAUGAUCCUGUUACUGGAGUCAUGUUCCCGUGUGAACUCACGAAGUCUAGUUCUCCUACGGUUGGUCAGGGAGGAUCACAGGGUCUGGUCCUUCAACCGACUCUUUCACCGCAGCAAUUCAGUUCCGUUCUGAUUCAGCAGAUGCCAUUCGCGACUUCUACAUCCCACCACAACAACUCUCUCUUGCUGAGCACACAAGUAGCUGAAGCUCAUAGCCUCAUAAACCAGAAUUUGGUCAUAUCAAAUCAUCUUGAAAAUACGGUUAUAAACCCACAAAUAAUUGGCAUGGAAAGUGGUGGCUUCAGUACACAGGGUGGUCUACUUCAACAUAUGCAUCCGAGUCUGGUCAUUAGCCACCAUCACACAGAAACCAAUUUUAUGAGACAAGAUAUUACUCCUGUCUUGCCUUCUGUUGAAAGCCCUGUUAUUGUCAAACAGGAAAUUAAAACUGAACAAGAUAAUAACCUCAUUGAUCAGGCGACAUCACCUCCGAAUGUUAGUGAGGACUCCAAGUCCACUUAUGAAGAGGAAGACGAGAGUUUGAAAACAAUAGUACAAGAUGCUUCAAACCAGACUGAAACACCUGUAGUUAGUGAUGAAGAAGUUGGGCCAACAAAGGUGAAAGAGGAGAAUGAGGAAAUAUCUGUACAAGAUGAAGGUAGACAGGUGGAAUCCACAAACGAAGACGAUUCUCUUAGUGAGAAAGAAACUGUUCAGGUCAAAACCGAAGACACUUUCCUCAAAAUCAGUUCACUCACCGAGCCGGAUUUGAGCGGCUUAGAACUCCUCUCGAACAGUAUUGCUCAGCAUGAAAAAUAUCAAAGUUCACCCGAACAAAAUGAAGUUUCUCAAGAAUCAGAAAGACACUACGGUGGAGGACUUGGCCUGUUGUGCGAAGUAGCGGCCAAUCACGGUUUCUUUAAUGGUUUCACUGAGGAUUCGCCUUCUCCUGGCACGCUGAAUGCACAAGUCGAGACAAAUACGCAGAUCAACCUUCCAAAUUUGGAUACACCACCCAGCUUGAGCCCAAAACCUGAACCUCUAGAACCGACUAUCACACCUAUUAAAUUGUCGCAGAAAAGCGAGUUAACAGUAACAAAACCGGUUAAAAAGUUUUUGCCACUCAAGCUAAAAAAAGUAAAAAUGGAAAGGACUUCAAGAGAAAACACACCCCCAUCAAGGACACCAACACCCCCGCCUCAACUAUCACCGUUAGGUGAUAUAAAAACUACAAUAGCAAUUAAGAAAAUUACUACUCCUGAGCCAGUAUCUCCAGAUACAACUUCUAAACCUCCAAUACUUCCAAAAAAGAGACCAGGAAGGCCAAAAAAGAUAAUUAAAUUUGUUGAAGAUGAUGAAGACAUAAAGGAGUCAGAAGAGGAUAAAAGGAAGAUUGAACUACCUCCGGUUCUGGAACCUUGGAGUGCACUACCAAAGCAGAAGGUGUCCUCCAUUCCUCCUACACUGACUCCCCAUAAAAAACGAAAGAGUCUUGAAAACUCAAUCUUAGAGGAGCCGGAAUCUUCAUCAAGGUUCCAACCACCAAUAUUAACACCUUCGAGCCCUGCAAAGCCGCCUAUCAAGAAAAUGAAACUACUGAAAGACGUUGUUAAAAAGCUCGAUUCACCUAUUCCUCCACUAGCAGUUCCUGAUGAUGACCUUGAUCAUCUUCCAAAAAGCCGUAUUCGGCCAAAGCUAAAAGCUGAAGCAAAAGUUAAAUCCUACAAUGAUGAUGAUGAACUUGAUGAAAUAGUUCCAGUAGAGAUCAAGGAAAUACCCAAGACUCCAAUCCAACCCGUUUGGAGGAUAUCAGAACAACAAGGCAAAAAACAAAAACCGACAAGUGUCGAAAAGAAAAAAGUUCCCGAAAAAGUAAAACUAGUCCCGAAAGUUGAGGUUGUGGAGCCUAAACAAGAAGAGAAGGAAAUUGAGUUACCAAAACCAUCUCCUUACAACCAAACUCCGGACUGUAAAUUGGCCGAAGAACAUCUGAAUCAGCUUCCUUGCGCCAUUAUGAUGGCCAAAGGAGGUCUCUUUUAUACAGGACAGAUAACUCAGGCCAAAGCUGAAGGUAUUUACGAAGUCGUUUUGGAGAAAGAAAGGCACAGAAAACCACACAUCAUGUGCAGUGAAGAACUUAUAAACAACGCUAUAUUGGAAGUAAGACUGGAAGGUACGCCUCUUACUACCGGAACUAGAAUAUGUGCAUAUUGGUCUCAGCAGUACAACUGCUUGUAUCCUGGCUCUGUGUCUUCGAGUUGUGGUAAAGAAGAUAAGUUUGUAAACGUUGAAUUCGAUGAUGGAGAUAAUGGCAAGAUAAAUAGAGACGACAUAAGACUCUUGCCUCAAGAUUAUCCAACAAUCGAAUACGAUCCAAAUCCAUUAUCUUUGUUGGGAAAGAGGAAGAGGCUUAACUCAUCAACUAGUGCUGAUAGCAAUGUAAAAUCACACGAGCAACAGGCUGAUUUAAGUUCACCCAAAGGUCCCGUUGAAGAGAAAGCAGAUAAAACUCAAAAUGAGAUUGUUGAAGAUAAGCCAGUUGAAAUCAAGAAAGAAAAACCCUUUGAACAAGAUGACGUUAUCAAACCUCCUAAGAAGAAAAAGAAGAAACCGAAACAAGAAAAGACAAGUGAAAAAGUGGAAGAAUUAUCGGAAAAAAGUCUAAAUCCAAAGGCCGAGAAUGACUUGGAUGAGGAAAGUGUCGAUAAUAAUUUCCCUUCGAUUAUCUCAUCUAUUGUCGAGGACUUUUUCCAGAGUGAGCAGGAAAGGAAAAGAAUCAAAAAAGAGAAGAGGCGGCGUUUGCUGCUCGAGAGAGGAGGAAGACUGCAUAAACAUAAACACAAAGACGGUUGUAGAACACACCACAAACGUAAGCAUAAGCAUCACAGGAAGCACAAACGUAAACAUUCAAUCGAAAAAGAUGAAAAGAACCGAAACAAGACCACAAAAUCUGAUGAGGCAAAAACACAACCUGACAAGAAGAUACCCAAAGAAGAUACUACUAAAAAUCCUCAACCGAAGAAAUUGGCAAAGAAGAAUGUCAAAUCUAAAUCAAAAAUCGCUGCAUUCCUUCCUGAGAGGCAUGAGUUGUGGGCUUGGAAAGGUGAAGGCGUGAAACGAGGACGUGCGCUUGGCCCACGAGGCAAAGGGAAGAAGAUUUUUUAUAAAUCAAUUCAAAGAGGAAAUGAUCUCAUUUCUGUUGGCGAUUGUGCUGUUUUUGUGUCAACUGGAAGACCUGACAGGCCGUUUAUAGGGAAAAUUGAGUCACUAUGGGCUACCAUUAAAAAUAGUAUGGCUGUGAAAGUGUCCUGGUUUUAUCACCCGGAGGAGGCUAUUGGUGCACCAGAACAUCUCAAUUAUCCUGGUGGGCUUUUUGAAUCACCCCACAAUGAUUGCAAUGAUGUACAAACCAUUUCACACAAAUGCGAGGUUGUACCGUUGAAGGAUUUCCUCGAGAAAAUGAAAGAAGACCCAGAAUUCUUGGACCAUGUGUAUGAAAACCAAGAAAUUUACUAUCUCGCUGGUCAUUAUGACCCUCAUAAUGAAAGUAUCACGUUUGAACCGGGUGUUCAACAGUAAAAAAUCUGUAAAACUCUUUUACUGUUUGAAAACUUACAAGGAUCGAAUACCCUAAACAUAGAUUUAUUCAAAGGUUCUUGUUUUAGAUGCUUUAGAAAGAGAAUAAUUCUAAACAGAGGUCUAAAGGAACAAAUAGAUUUUCCUAAUCUUAGUGAUUUAUCUUCGAGGUAGCUUUCUACUGUGUGUGACAUGUAUAUAAAUUAUUUUAAAAAAAAAUGGGAAUUUAGGUGUUUAUGUUGUCAAGACAUAUACUUAAAAUCCAAAAUAAGACUAAAUAUAAGGAAAAAGUAAAUCAAAAAGUAUAUUUUUAUACUGAUUUGCCUUUUUAUGAGGUUUUAUUUUUAUUUGCUAUAUUUUAACAAUAAAAAUGAAACAAUCUGGGAUAACAUAAGCACCAGUCUUGUUGAGACAUUUGUAUCCCAUUUUUUUACAUUAACUCUCAUUAUAUAGUGUGAAUUUGAAAGUCUUCCUCUUUUAUUGUCUAGCUGCAACUUAUACGCUUCAUCGUUCUUGUCUUUAUCACUACGGUGAAUUCAUUAUUAACCAAGGAAGAAACUUGCGUUAAAUUAUAUUAAAUAUAAUAAUAUUAUGAAAACAGUAGUAAAAGAUAGAUGAUAAACUAUACAAAGUAGAUUUAAAAAAAGAAAAGAAUGAAAGGCUGUUUGUGCCAUUUAAAUAUAUAUUUUAUUAUGUUUCAUUCUUACUUCUUAAAAAGCAAGCUUUAAAACGGGCUUGUUUAAUUUUUACGUUUUUAAAAAAGUGUAUUUUAUUAUUACCUGUAUUAUAAUGUAAGAGAUUUUUUUUUUUUUGUAAAUAGAAAACCUUGAUUCAGACCAGGGUAAUUAUUUGCCUUGGUUUAGUUGGAAAUAAAUUUUCUUCUAUUUGAACUGGUAAGAAGAUUUUGAAAGCAAUAUUUCAUUUUCAUUACUAUUUUCUUUAAUGUGAUAUAGUUUCAUAUGUAUAGCACUGUAUAGUAUAUACAUAUAACUCCAUAUAGUAUCGUAUAUUUAUAUAUAAACAUUACGUUGUACCUUACUGUAUACGAUUUAUAUUCCUGUUGACAUUUGUUGAUUUUUUUUUUUUUUAAUUUUGUUUGUUGGUUUUUGUAUUUUAACAUUCUCAAUAGCUCAGUGAAAAUCUUUUUGUUGAAUGAUUCUUUUGUAGACAACUUCAAAUACUGCAAAUAAAACAGUUGUACACGCUGGAUUAAAUCGCUUUAAAAUGUGUUUUUGGUGCCUUUCGGAAGUACAAUCACUACAAGUGUUAUAUUACAAUUCUUCACUUAAAUAAUACUUUGCUGCCUUACAAAAAUGAAUUAAAGACAAAAUGAGCAAAAGAAUUGUACUUUUGCUACCGACACAAGCAAUAUUGAAAGUUAUUGGAGUUGUGAACUAACACUACAAAUGUAUGUUAAUAUAAGUGUUGCGGUAUUAAGUUUUAUGCCUUGACAAUGCUUAUUUUUUACAUUUUUACUGUCCUUUAGAUGUUUUGUUAUUAAUUGAUAACAGUAAACUGAUUUGUAAUUGAUAAUACAUUCUAAUUUUUAUUGUGAAAAAUAAAUGUGCUUGGAUUGAAAAUUGUUAGGUGCAUACUUUUUGAAAAAUUGUUAUAUACAAGACUUUUUUGGGACAAUAAGACACUUACAAUCAUAAGCGUGUGUUAGCUGAAUGUUAUAUUUUAUAGAAACAUUAAACACUAGUAAUAAAUAGAACUCUAUCAAAGCAUUUACUUUUUCUCCAUCCAAAUUUGAACAGUUUGGAAAUAUUUUUUAUGGUGGUGCAUCGAUGAUAGUCAUGUUCUGUAUAUUAGAUAUUCUUUACUUAUAACAUUUCAGAGUUGGCAAAUUGCUCAAAGAGCUUCUCGAAAAUUCUUUGAAAAACAUGUUCUUAAAAGUCUGCACAACAGAGAGGUUAAAAAUAUUCAGGAUUUUUAUUGCAACUGUUUAAAAAACAAACGAACUUUUUAACGCAUAAAGCACAUUAAUUACUUGUUGAACAUCAUUACUUCAAAUAUAUAUACAUUAAUACUGUAUUUUAUUGGCAGGUAAACCAUUGUUUUCACUGUGCUAUUUAAAAAUGUGCUUUUUAAGUUAUUUGUUCCUUUAUAUAUACCAGGAAAUGGGCAUGUAAAAAUAAUAAUAUAAAAAGAAGAAUAAAAAGGACAAGAGUUAACAAACAUAGAAAACAGUAUGUCAUAAACUGUAGACUCUUUGUUCAUUUGAAAAUUAUUUUGUAUAUUUUUAAGAUUUUGCACUAUUUGUAUAGCUAUUUUAUUAGGUAAAUUGCACAAAAGUAUUGUGAUAUGUUUAUAGUGAAAGUAGUGUUUAAAUAAAAAAAUAUGUAAAAAUUAAUUAUAAAAGAAUAAUAAUGGCUUUAAAUAAUUAUUUUAUGCUAAUGAAAGCCAGCUAAAAUUAUAAUUAGGAAUCCAAAAUAUACAGAGUCUUAUAUUUUAAAAUGAUUCAAGAGACCAUUAUUAUUCUAAGAACUUUUUUCUUGAACAUGUUGAUAGACUUAAUAGAAUAAAAUAGAUUAGUUUGAAAUCUUAUGUCUAUAGAUAACAGCUGCAUUAAUUAGUAAUGUGGAAAAAAAGAAGUAACAUAUUUAUCUACAUUCAUAAUAUCUCACCAAUAUUUUAAAUGUUAAUUUUAAAAGAGCAAAUAAAAUUGUUAGAUAAAAUGGAUAAAAAAGUUUUUUCUAAUUUUAAGUUAAUUAGCUCUAUAAAUAUAAUUUUAUUCUUCAAUCAUUAUAAUAUACAUAUAUAACGUGCAAUUAAUUUUUUGUUUCUAAUAUUAGUUUUAAAGAAACGAUAAAAUGUGUAAACUUUUGGUAGAGCAUUUAUCAAAUGUCCCCCUUGCAUAAUAUUCUUAAAUAUUGGUUAUAAAAGCAAAGCGAUAGGGGAGAGAGAGAGAGAAAGAGAGAGAGAGAGAGAGAGAGAGAGAGAGAGAGAGAGAAAAAAGUGUUAUUUGUUGUACUUAGUUGAUUGUCAUUUAACAAUUGCAGUCAUUAAAGAAUCCCCUCCUGUCUUUAUUUAAGGAUAUUAUUGUUGGUAUUAUGAAAACGAUUAAGGCUACCAUCUUAAAAGCCUUUCUUAAUAUCAAAAUACGCUUAUAAGAUAUAUAAAUUAUGAAUACUUUCUAAAAAUGUAUGACCUAACUAGUUUUGUGCUGAUAUAUAUUUUUCAAUAAGAAAAAACAAAACAUUUGUUUUUAAUAAAUAAUACAUGUAUAGUAAUAAAUGUGCAACAUACAAAGAAUUAAAAUGUAUGAAAUAUUAGUUGCCAUUAAUGAAAAAUAAUAAAAGGAAAUGAAGGUGCUAUCUCGA
Molecule: messenger RNA, 7841 nt
Organism: Cimex lectularius (bed bug)
Lineage: Eukaryota; Metazoa; Arthropoda; Insecta; Hemiptera; Cimicidae
Gene: wge
Product: F-actin-monooxygenase MICAL3
Exons: 26
Coding region: 127-4521 (1464 amino acids)
Molecular function (GO): chromatin binding
Source: RefSeq, a predicted model, not a curated record